Messenger RNA from Glarea lozoyensis ATCC 20868, 1146 nucleotides. RefSeq lists its product as uncharacterized. The record is from RefSeq and is a predicted model, not a curated record. Bases 1 to 1146 code for a protein of 381 amino acids. NCBI's taxonomy places the organism in Eukaryota, Fungi, Ascomycota, Leotiomycetes, Helotiales, Helotiaceae. The transcript is spliced from 3 exons.
AUGCCCGCCAUGAGGCAGCAUGAUCUGGAGCGAUUGUCGUCGAGGGAUACGGUGCGGCGUCAGCCUUCAAGAGUUGAGGGCAUUCGGACGAGUAUCAAUCAUCUGUUCUCGGGACGGUCGAGAGUUGGGUCACAACACAGAAGCCAUACCCCAGAUAGCCCGAAGACUCCUCAGUUGCCUUUAGGGUUGGGUAACUUUUCUUCGACUCGACUUAAUAUCCCAUAUCUCAGUCGAUCGAACUCUGGAUCUUCCACUCGAACACCAAUACGUGCCGAGCACAGUCCACGAUCUCCCGUCUUUUCUCAAGCAGCCGCGCCUCUUCGAAGGGAAACCAGACGUAUACCUGAAAACAACACUGUCGUCCCGCCGAGCUUGCCUCAAGCACGUUAUAAUCCACCGACAGCGCGGAGAUUUGUUGGAGUAGGCCCGGAAGAUGAUCGACUUGCACAAUUGGCAGAGACUGGCAGAAGACGAAGAAGGAACAACCCGCGAAGUACUACGAGGAGAUGUGCUCCAAAAAUCAAGAACAGGAAGAUACGGGCGAAAAUCUUGAGUUGCUUCAUAUCAGGACUGUUCCUGACACUUGUUCUCACUGUAUACCUUGCAUUGGCACUUUCCAACCGUCAAGAGAGCCAGCAGUUCCAUGUCCUAUUGAUUCUGGUCAUUCUGAUUACAACAAUAUUUUUCUGUCACUCUUUAGUCCGGCUUUGUAUGAUGAUGAUAAAUCCUCCUUCGGACGAUAACCAGCAACCGGAUUUGCCUUCUAUGACUGGGCCUGGUGGGUUUGCCAAUCCUCACGUACCAAUCCGGGUUGCACUCGCACGUGACGAGGAAGCUGCUGGAAUUGAAAGCGACGCCACCAAGUUGCCUCCACCAGCUUAUGGAUUAUGGCGGGAGUCAGUUCGAGUGGAUCCGAACCGCAUAUUUUGGCAGAGAAAUGAUCAGCAGCCGCCAUUACCUCGCCAAAACUCCAGUCGUGGAGAAGACGGUCGCCCAUUGACAGCUAGGCCUCCAUCAUACAUGUCGGACGACGGUGUUGAUUAUGUGAUUGAAGCAGAAGGUCGAUCAACUGUUCCAACAAUGGAGGUGCCAUUACCUGUUCAUCCAUCAGAACGUGGUCGCACUUUACCGUCAAUUGCGCGUUAA